Molecule: messenger RNA, 1650 nt
Organism: Bicyclus anynana (squinting bush brown)
Lineage: Eukaryota; Metazoa; Arthropoda; Insecta; Lepidoptera; Nymphalidae
Exons: 2
Coding region: 143-1426 (427 amino acids)
Source: RefSeq, a predicted model, not a curated record
UGUGAAUUAUGUAAUUAACUAAUGGUUAGAUAAUUCCCAUUAUCAAUAUUAUUUAUAACUAUAUUGUCCUCAAUUCAAGUAUCAGAUUAAAAUUCUCAUAGCCAAAGGACGUCCUGUUUUCAAAUUACAAAAUUUAAAAAAAAUGUGUGACAAAUGCAGUGAAGCAAAGUUCUUAGUAUCGGAGGAAAAUGCAAUUAAAAUCUUAAGAAAGUGUAAACAAAUUAAUAAACAUGCCCUUUUUAAAAGUUAUAGCAUACGAAAAGCUAGUGAAAAGAUGUUAGGAUUUUUAUCAGAUUAUUGGAAACUCGAAAUUCUAUAUGCCACUUGUAACGAUCAAAUUCAAUCUGUGAGUUUUUUUAUAAAAUCGAUAUCUAAAACUAAUUCAUCCAAAGCUAAGAUGGUAAGGGAGUUAAAACUUCUUGAUAAAGAAUUAAUAUUUUACACUGUUAUCAGAGAAAAAAUUAAUUUACUGGAUGUUGAACCCUGGAGUGCUGAGCUCAUAAUGACACUCAAUGAAGCAGUGGUUUUAGAAGAUUUGAAUUUUCUUCAAUAUACAACAAGAAACAAACACGAAACAUUCGACCAACAACACACCUUGAUAGCUUUACAAGCACUAGCGCGAUUCCACGCUGGGACAUUUGUUUAUGAAGAGAAGAAACGCAAACAUUUAAAGGAAUACGUUAUAAAUGACGAACACGAAGAAGUUCUUAAUAGAGGUGGUUAUAUGAAAUCCGAUCCAUGGUUUACACAAUGCAUGAUUGGCGCGUUAGAAGCUAUCAAAUCCUUUUCUAAAUACAAUAUGAUUCCUCAAACUCUGAGAGAAAUUGAAAACAAAUGGGCAAAAGUUUGGGAUUUAGCUCUUGAUUUUAGCCACGACUCAAACGAGUAUCGCAAUGUGAUUUGCCAUCGUGAUUUGUGGAAUAAUAAUAUUAUGUUUCGUUAUAAAGAAGUUAAUGGAAAACUAGUACCAGACAAUUGCGUGUUCGUCGAUUUUCAAGCAGUGACAUGUCAACCGCCCGCAGGCGAUGUCAUGUUACUUCUAAUUUGUAACUUGGAUCCUAAAUUUCGCGAAGAAAAUAUGACAAAUUUUUUGAAGUUUUAUUAUCAAGAAUUAAAAGAUAUUCUUGCUCGUUAUAAUGUAACAAUCACAGAUAUUAUGCCUUUUGAUCAAUUUCUAAGCUCGUGUGAGAAGUACAAACUGUGGGGCCUUGUAAUAACUGCAUGUCUAGUACCACAGUUUUGGGUUGAUGAUGAUCUUACGUUGACUUAUUUUAGUGAUACUGUUAGUUUUAGAGAAAUACUAACAGAAGAUAAAGGUUCGUUUAUUAAAAAUAUGAUGGCAAGUAAUGAUGAUUAUAGAAACAAAGUUAUGCAGGUGUUUGAAGAGAUUGUCGAUGCUUAUUGUCUUGACAAAAAAGACUUGUAACAUUUUUCAUAAACUAUUGAUAAGGAUAUUUACAAAAACAACAACUAUUAUAUAAUAUUAUGUAUUAAAUAAAAUGUUCGUUUCCUCUACAUUACAUUUAUUAACUUAUGACUGUACUUUAUUAUUAUUACCUACACAUAGAGUAAUUUAUUAUUACCUAUACAUAGAGUAACUCUUUCUGGUAAACUACACUUAACAAAUAAUCAAUAAAUCUGUGAACAGUA